This is a messenger RNA of Plectropomus leopardus (leopard coralgrouper), 1729 nucleotides long. RefSeq lists its product as uncharacterized. NCBI's taxonomy places the organism in Eukaryota, Metazoa, Chordata, Actinopteri, Perciformes, Serranidae. Gene Ontology annotation, molecular function: protein kinase inhibitor activity. The record is from RefSeq and is a predicted model, not a curated record.
AUGGUUAUGUGUUGCAGAGGUAACUGGUUGGGGUUCAGGUGCGUAAUUACGCACUGCGCCCUCGAAACAUAUUUUGGCACACCUCCGCUGUAUAAUCCGAAGUGUCAGCUCUGUCCCUUAUAUCAACCGCGCACAGUGACGUCCACAUGCCGCUAUGAGUCAAGACACAAUACGAGGAAAUCCCCAAGGCUGAGAAAACGACGAGAGGCCCCUUUAAAUCGACGCUUCCUCGGUGUUGUGCCAAGAGAGAGAGAGGGGGGAGAGAGCGAGAGAGAGGGAGAGAGCUCUGAUAAACAACAACACUUUUCUCAGAAGCCGCUAUUACCGGAUUCAGCUCUUUACUGCGGCCUCGGUGAGCAAGAGGCUACGAGGACUUUCACGGUGUUAUUAUCAACGUUCAGUCGGCUGGUGUUCAUACAUUCAUUGUUGAAUGCCAUUGCGGAAGUGAGAAGCCCUAUUCGACACGACACAAAGCUUGGACUGUGCGGACACCUAGUGGCCAAUCAGGAGAAGGCGCCUUCUAAAGACAUGUACGGAGCUUCAGGGAUCCCAGAGCUCAUCCCGCCCAGCGGGCCGCCCCGGCAGCCGGGUCCGGCGGGGCAGUUCAACCCGGGACACCCACAGGUCAACGCUGACGGCGGCGGGGCCAACCCUCAGAGACUGGGACAGAGAGCACCCAAACUGGGACAGAUUGGUCGAACUAAGAAAGUGGACUUGGACGAUGAAGACUUGGAUGACAUCAUGAACAACAACGGCCAGUGUCCCGUAUCCCUGUCGCCUAUCUCCUAAACUUCACCAAGAAGUGCCAAAAAAAAAAAAAAAAAUCCCCAAGGACGCCAAAACUCCCCGUCAGUGAUCUUGGCCUUGAUCCUGUCACGUGUCCUUCUGAAGCUUCUGACGGCUCAAACAGGCACAAAAACGGCUCAUUUAGCGGCAGCUGAAGCCUAGGCCCUGAUUGUACAUAGUGUUUAUUUAACUUAACUUUGGUCAGACUGUGAAUGAAUUGUAUUUGUAUCGCUCUCUACUCUAUACCUCGGUAAGCAGUAGAUUUUCAGGACUUGAGAAAGAUUGGAAGGAAGUGUCUAUAUUUUCCAGAGCUUCUUAACAAGGGCUACAUUUCUAAAGUUGCACUGAGCUGAAAGGGUUUCUGAUGAAAAGAGCCUCUCACCGGCGUGUUUUUGACGCUGAGGGUUUCUGAUUGUCUGCGGGUUGGUUGUGUGAUGGAACACACGCCUGUUAAUGUGUAACACACAGGUGAAAUGUUAAGCUUGGGUUGUGCAAUGACUAUCACUCUACUCUCACACUGAUGCAAGUGGUGUACAAAUAUCCAGUGGAUGAAAGCUCGCUAUUUAAAGAAGAAAAAAAACUACUGCUAAUUAUUUAUUGUUUCAACAAAAAAAAGAGAAGAAACACUUUGUGUUGUUAUGGCUUCUACGUGUUUUUUACUUGUUCCUGAAUGGAAAUUGCUUCAGUAAAUCUAUAACUGAGAUUUAUUUUGUUUUCCAAAUGGUGCACUUUGUGGGAAUGCCUGUUAUGUGCAGUGACAUGUUGCAGAAUUCUAUGCAUGAAGUCUGUUCAAGCAUCAGAACACGUAACUGGUAUCCUGUUAUUAAGGGCUAUGUAGUAGUAUUUCACACCACACCACAGUUAUGCUCUUUAGAUCAUGCAGAGUCAACGUUUUCCUGAGCUCAUUGUUGGCUUGAGCUGCCGACUCAGCGGUAAAAUCUCG